AUGUGGAUCAACGAACUAACCCAUGUAGCGGACACACUUUACAUCAUGUCUGGACUCGGCAUGGUCGAGCGCGUCGCUGAGGAUACUUUUGCUACAAACGCCAUCACCAAACACAUGGUCGCCAUGCCCUCCGCGCAGCAUGGCGCCCUGCACUUUACCACCGAAGGACUAAUGGCUGGAGCGUUUUUGAUGAAAAAGCUUCAGGAUACCAAUUUCGCGUACCCCUUCGCAGACGCAGACGGACCCUUGCAAUACGCAUAUGAGCUAAUGGGCCAGUCGGACCUAGCGUCUCAGCACACAUACUCUAUCAUGGAGACGCAAGGGCGCAUGGAUAGCUUUAAUCAAUUCAUGGUCGGCAAAUUCCUCAAAUUCGGAACCUUCCCCGAGCGCGUCAGGGCAAUGGGCUACGAUCUGGAUAGCGCACUGGCUGGCGCUGGCUCGGCGGCAAUGGUGGAUAUUGGUGGUGGACGCGGCGAGCUCCUUCUCGAGGUCAAGGCUGAGUAUCCUGCACUGCGACCGGAGGAAUUGAUUGUGCAGGAGUUCAACGCUGAUAUUGAGUCCGUGGCUGGUGUCAGUCUCAUGGAAUGGAAUUUCAAGACGGGUGAGCAGCCGGUUCGCGGAGCGCGAAUCUACUCGAUGCAGCAUAUUCUGCACAAUUUACCGGAUUUGGAUGCUGUGGCUUUACUGCAGAAAAUCUCUCGGGCGAUGGCGCCCGGCUCGAGAGUGCUGAUUAUUGAAUAUGCUAAGAAUGUGACUUAUACUUCGCUCCAUGCGAGUAUGAUUGCGCUGUAUGGUGGGCGCGAGCGGAGUGCGGCUGAGUGGCGGCAGAUGGCGAGCUUGACGGGGCUGGAGGUGACUUUUGAGAAAUAUGUCAGGGCUGGCGAGUCCUUGGUGGAGAUGAGGAGGGCGGAUCGCUAG
Messenger RNA from Penicillium olsonii, 918 nucleotides. Lineage: Eukaryota; Fungi; Ascomycota; Eurotiomycetes; Eurotiales; Aspergillaceae. The record is from the annotation of a GenBank genome assembly.